Molecule: messenger RNA, 829 nt
Organism: Rhinichthys klamathensis goyatoka
Lineage: Eukaryota; Metazoa; Chordata; Actinopteri; Cypriniformes; Leuciscidae
Gene: tshba
Product: thyroid stimulating hormone subunit beta a
Exons: 3
Coding region: 90-662 (190 amino acids)
Biological process (GO): G protein-coupled receptor signaling pathway
Cellular component (GO): extracellular region; cytoplasm
Molecular function (GO): hormone activity
Source: RefSeq, a predicted model, not a curated record
AUAUUUAGUAGGCCCUUAAUAGUGGCCAUGCAGCAUGAAAGUGAUUUGAUUAGAAAAGAGUCGUUUUUAUGCAUGCUGCACUGUAGCUGAUGAUGGAGAUAAAAGAGACAGAUAGAGAUCAGGUUCUGUGUCUGUAUAAGAGCAGAAGCCUUUCAACACAAGCAGGUUUAAGCAGAUCCUCCAGACAUCCUGAUACCCUGCCAGCUAUAAUGUCUCCUCUGUACGUGGUUGGCAUGCUGGGACUUUUAAUGAAGAUAUCAGCGCCUAUGUGUGCCCCCACUGAGUACACCAUUUACUUCGAGAGACAGGAGUGCAAUUACUGUGUGGCUGUCAACACCACCAUCUGCAUGGGCUUCUGCUUUUCCAGGGACAGUAAUGUGAAGGAGUUGGUGGGUCCUCGUUUCCUGGUUCAGAGAGGCUGCACCUAUCAGGAAGUCGAGUACCGGACGGCCAUCUUGCCUGGCUGUCCUUCGUAUGCAGAUCCUCACUUCACCUAUCCAGUGGCACUUAGUUGCCACUGCAGCACCUGUAACACCCACAGUGAUGAAUGUGCCCACAAAACCAGCAGCGCUGCAAGGAAAUGCUCCAAACCUGUCCGUCAUCUGUACCCCGACCCCGAGGAGAACAGUUACAUCCAGCCAUAUUGGGAACAGUACGAGUAAUGUUUGAUAAAUCCUUGACUAAAACUUAAAUCAAAACAAAGUGUGUGUGUUAGCAGUUGACUGGGUGCAAUUGUUUGUUAGAUAAUCAUUGAGUAAACCUUGUCACAAAGUUACCUAACUCAUUAUGUUUGCUGUAUUUUAUAUCAAGCAUCUGAUGUCUUUAAUGA